CCGGGGGAGGUGGACAGCUGGAUACAUCAGACCUGCCCGCCUCCCUGACCAGCCCGCCUCCCUGACCCUCACGGCCUGAAGUCCAGGAGCUGACUGGGGCUGAGACGUCUGCGGGGGACCCCAGGCAGCAGCGAGGCCAUGUGCCCCCCGCUCAGCGGGCGCCACGCCUGCGAAGGCGUCUCCCGCCUCUACGUGUCCUGGCUAUACCAGCUCCAGCACGGGCAGAUGCGCAGCUGCUUCGCCUGCUUCAAGAUGGCCUUCCUGGAGCUCAAGGACUCACUGGAGGUGGAGGACUGGGACGACACCGACUCCUGGGACCCGGAGCCCGAGCCUGAGGAAGCCGAGGGUCCGGGGCAGCCGGUGCCGGGGGGUCCUGAGGCCUGGGGGGCCGGGGCCUCGGCUGCCACUGCGGGCGGCUCCGAGGAGCUGGGCACCAACGUCCACUUUGUGCCCACCCAGCUGGAUCUGCAGGACGUCGUGGCCCUGUGCCGGGGGCCCGAGGAUUCGGACUGGACCCAGGAGCUUCCCUGGAGAUUUGGGGACGUGCCUUCCUGCACCCACUGGCCCAUCUCCACCGCCCCGUGGCAGGAGCAGCUCCGCUGCAUCAGAGAGAUGCCCCUCAAGGAGCCUGGGGCCCCUGCCCCAGCCCAGGACUAG
Molecule: messenger RNA, 657 nt
Organism: Ochotona princeps (American pika)
Lineage: Eukaryota; Metazoa; Chordata; Mammalia; Lagomorpha; Ochotonidae
Product: testis-expressed protein 19-like
Exons: 2
Coding region: 139-657 (172 amino acids)
Biological process (GO): male gonad development; spermatogenesis; placenta development
Cellular component (GO): nucleus; cytoplasm
Source: RefSeq, a predicted model, not a curated record